AUGGACGCACAAGAAAUACGUGCAGUUCAUGACAUACUGCACCUUGUCUACCACCGCAACAAGAAUCAACACCGCCACGCGAAAUGGUGGAAAUGGCUCUCGCAACUCAAACGUACCGCGUUAGAUCUGGGGUCCCGCGAGUCAACAAAAGUCGCGGUUGCUGUAUCGCCGUCCCACAGGGAAUAUCUUUCGACGCAUUUGAUUCCUAGGUGCUAUUUGGCUUUCUCUACAGUCGUUGCUGAGAAUCAAUUCAUGGCUCUGGGGAUCGUGCUCAUGGCGACCUUGUCUCGCUUUGCCAAAGCGGCGGGCAUCAAGCUCAAGGAGAAAGUAGAGAAGCGUCCAAAUCCUAAGGCGCCAGUCAAGAAAAUCUCGUCCGCUGCUCCUGCCCCCGUUGAAGAUCGCGGCGAACGCGUCAGUCGGGCUGACCUUGGUGCUGUGGCUUCGUCUGAAUUGGAGACCGAAGUAGCCAAGCCUAAGGGAAAAGCGAAAAAGUCGAGUAUGACUGUAGAUGAACCUGCUGCUGCUCCGGCUAAGAAGUUGAAGAAGACCAAGAAAAAGAAGAACGCUAUUGAUGAUUUGUUCAGUGGUUUACUGUGA
Molecule: messenger RNA, 597 nt
Organism: Penicillium diatomitis
Lineage: Eukaryota; Fungi; Ascomycota; Eurotiomycetes; Eurotiales; Aspergillaceae
Exons: 2
Coding region: 1-597 (198 amino acids)
Biological process (GO): maturation of 5.8S rRNA from tricistronic rRNA transcript (SSU-rRNA, 5.8S rRNA, LSU-rRNA); nuclear-transcribed mRNA catabolic process, RNase MRP-dependent
Cellular component (GO): ribonuclease MRP complex
Molecular function (GO): rRNA primary transcript binding
Source: RefSeq, a predicted model, not a curated record